This is a messenger RNA of Protopterus annectens (West African lungfish), 2074 nucleotides long. RefSeq lists its product as uncharacterized. The transcript is spliced from 5 exons. The coding region runs from base 227 to 979 and encodes 250 amino acids. NCBI's taxonomy places the organism in Eukaryota, Metazoa, Chordata, Ceratodontiformes, Protopteridae. The record is from RefSeq and is a predicted model, not a curated record.
CAAAAACAGUAUCUUGAAAGCAGAUGCAAAGACUGACUUUUAUUUGGUAAGUCUGUUUGAGAUACACGAUACAACUUAUGGCUAUACAGUUCCUCCUCAUUAUAAACAGACACCGCCACAUGUAUCGCUAAGAGUGUUAUUACUUUCAGACUUCUAGAGGUUAGUUGGAUCUAUAUAAGAAAUUAAAGACUGAAACUCAACACUAUCAAGUAGUCAGCUGAAGAAAAUGCUUCUGAAGGUGGCACUUUGUUUGCUUUGGGGGAUCACUAUACUUUCAGUUUGUGGUACUAGUGAUGGCAAUAACUGGGGUGUCUGGUACUCACCCCCUAUUAAUGCUGUGAAGGGUAAGGAUGUUAAGCUCAACAGCACAUUCGACUUCCCUGCAGGGGAGCAAUACAAAUGCUCUUAUUGGUUCAAGAGUCCAAAUGAAACACAGUGUCCUGGAAGUGAUCCUGCUCCAUCUAUUAUACUGAAGGACAGUGUCAAAUAUCAAAUUGUUGAAAAAGCACGUGUGUCUAACCUAACAAUCAGAGAUGUGGACAUCUCCGACACUGGUAGAUACUGCUUCAGGUUUAAAACAAAUGGCAAAAGCCAGGGUUUCACUGGCAGACAGGGCAUAUUGCUUCAAAUUGAUGUUCAAGAUAAUCCAAGUGACAGCACAGCUAUUGGUGCCGGAGUUGGAGUCACCAUUCUGAUACUCGUCCUUAUCAUCACAGCCUUUUUUGUUUUCUACCGCAAGAACCGAGCCAAAGAAAACAAUAUUCCAGUUUGCAAAGAAAAUACAGUUCCUGAUGCAGUAUUUCCAGAGGCCCCAAAGCAAGCAACAAUUAUGGAGCUGCAGAAGACGGACAUAAGUUGCUCAGACAGCAGUGAAGAAACUGGUGUGGUCUAUACAAAAGUUACGACCUUUCCACUACAACAGGAACACGAUAGCAAACCAAAGCGUAAAGAGACACAGUAUGCCGAACUCAGCUUCUAGUAGAUAGCACUUUCUUGUAUUGACCUUGAUAUGAUGCCACUAAACUGAACCAUUGUACCCUUUUGGAAUCCACAGUGAAAUCUGUGACAGAAAGACUUUUUGGAUAGAUUUAAUUCAUUUUUUAUAAUGAUGCAGUUGGGAAUACAAAUAAAUUUGUCAAACGUCUGUCAUAAACGGUUUAUCAAUUUACAUUCAUGAUCUUUCGCCAAACGUGAUGGUUUAUCUGCACAGCAUAUAUUUUGCAAACACAGUCUGAACUUUAAUACCUGUUGUACAAUGUAUCAUUUGUCAGUCCAGCUCCAUGUGAUUUACAUUUUGGUAAAGUGACUGUGAAAACAGUAACUAUGAAAACUUGUAAGAUGUGUGGUGCUAAGAUUUAUUGAGAGUUCUCCAGCAUAUUCAGCAAAAGUGCAGAUGCUAUUGCAUACAGCCUUUUCAGUUUUUGACUAUCUACUGCUAAGAAAAAUAGCUGGGUACAUUACCAGUGAUUACUGGCACUCCAGAUGAAGAUGGGUUAUCCAGUACAAGAGAACAAUAAACAUUUCAGUCAGAGUACAAAAUUACAAAUUUUUUUGAGUGAUCUUGGUUGCUUAUUAUAUAUUUUAGAAAGAUGUAUUAAAUCCCUUUCCAGAACUGCAUGCUUAAUAUGGAGAUGCUUGCUUGCUGUUUCUCAUCUCAUGCUGAACAUGGGAACUACAUUAUCUCUAGAUCUGAGUAGAGGGAGACUGUUUCUCUAAACUAUCCAACAUUGCAUAUUUGCCUUUAUGUUCACACUUACAAAAUGUAAAGAAAAUCAUAUUACCUUUUGUGUACUGGGCUGGACAGCAGGGACAUUGUAUUCAUAACAGCCUAUGAUCCAGUGCCAUAGUUUUUGUGUUAUUAUUAGCAAAAUGUGCAAGUUAUAAUGUCUUGUGGUAACCAUUUCUCUGAUUUCAUGUCAUGUUUGUACUAAACAGUUUCCCACAGAAAAAAAUUCACCAUUCAUACGCACACCUUCUGCCUUCAACUUUUCAUUUUAUGGCCACAGAAGUACCUCACAAAGAGGAUUAUUGGCCUCAGACAGAAGUCCUACACUGACCGUCUCAAAAAACUCCA